CAGCGCCUCCUCUCCAGAGCGGAUCUGCGCUCAGGCUGCCGCUUGCAAUGGAAGGCUUGCCUUCGACCUCCUUGGAGAUGAAGAAUGGCAACCUCGCCGCGCCGGCGGUUGCAGCGGCGCCGGCGCCGGCGGCGACACCAUCACCACCGCCACCACCACCAGCAGCAGCCGUUUCCCCACGAUCCCGCCGCAGCAGCUUUCUGACACGUGUCCGGGACAAGCUCUGCUCUUGGCAUAUUGUGAAAACGCUAUUCCUGGGUCAGAUACUUUCGCUGUUCAUAUGUGGGACUGCGGUUACAAGCCAGUACUUGGCCGACAAAUACCAGGUCAACACGCCAAUGCUGCAGAGUUUCAUCAACUAUUGCCUGCUUUUCCUUGUGUACACAAUGACUCUGGCCUUCAGAAAAGAUGACGACAACCUCUGGCAGAUCCUGCGAAGGAAAUGGUGGAAGUACAUUUUGCUUGGAGUAGUUGAUGUUGAAGCCAACUAUUCCAUCGUCAAAGCCUACCAGUAUACCACCCUAACAAGUGUCCAGCUCCUUGACUGCUUUGGGAUUCCUGUGCUGAUGGCUUUAUCGUGGUUCAUCCUCCGCGCAAGAUACAAACUGAUCCAUUUCAUUGCGGUUGCUGUCUGCCUGUUGGGAGUAGGCACCAUGGUCGGGGCGGACGUGUUAGCUGAGAGGCACAGCGAGGAAGGUACCGACGUGGUGAUCGGCGACGUCUUAGUCCUCCUUGGUGCUUCCUUAUAUGCCAUUUCGAAUGUGAGUGAGGAAUACAUUGUGAAAAAUCUGAGCAGAGUGGAGUUUCUAGGAAUGGUGGGCUUGUUUGGGACUAUUAUCAGCGGUCUGCAGCUAGCCAUUGUGGAACAUAAAGACAUUGCUUCUAUUCAGUGGAACUGGAAAGUCGUGCUGCUCUUCCUGGCCUUUGCACUGUGCAUGUUUGGACUGUACAGCUUCAUGCCAGUCGUGAUCAAAGUAACCAGCGCUACAUCCGUCAACUUGGGCAUUCUGACUGCUGACCUCUACAGCCUCUUCUUUGGGCUCUUUCUCUUCGACUACAAGUUUUCAGCACUGUAUAUCCUGUCCUUUGCUGUCAUAAUGAUCGGAUUCAUCAUGUAUUGCUCAACGCCGACCCGCAGUGCAGAGGCCGCCUCGACCAGCUUGCCCCUGGGAUCCAGUACUGGGUUUGACAAUCUUGCCUUGAAAAUUGAAGAGAACCACCUGAAUGUGUCCAUCGUCUCACCUGCACAACACAGCAAGGAAGGAAGGCAGACAGAGGAAGCGCCAGACACAAAACUAACCGUCUUGUGAAGCGCACAGCCUCUCAGCUGCCGGAAUUACCUUGGAAAUGUCAGUAAACAAGAGAUAAUGAAUGUUAAGCUGCGCUAGGUUGGAUUAAACUGGAGAGAUGCCUACGGUGGAGUUUGUGGUCAUGCCAAAGUCUAGAAUUUCACCGCGAGAUAACGAGGACCGGAUCCUUAGUCGAACCACCUGUACCAAGUCAUGUUCACUGAAGAUCUGUCCUUGGAGCCGACAGGGAAAUAAAAAAGGUAAGGGCAACUAAGGGAAUGACUAACAAUGCUCUCUGUAGAGAGAGAAAGAAAUCAACACUGAAGAAACCAAAUUGCACUCAUUUUGAGUAAUUUAUCUAAUGUCCAAGGUUUGCACUUUGAAGGACUGUGGAAUAUUUUUUGGCAAGAACAUGAUUGGCAAAAGGAAAAAGAGAGGGAAGAGAGACUCGAAACAGGUUAGAUGGCCAGUACUGAAAGAGAAGCUGGAAACUGUAAACAGAGAGAGAGAGAAAGGCAUCUGUGAAGAGCUGUGAAUCCUUGUCUUUAGACCACUAGACCAUGAGGACUAGAAACAUUUUUUUUAAUAUAUAAAAAAACUGAAUUGGUUAACCAUUUCCUACUCCUACACAGUUAAAAUUUCAGAGUUCGUUCAUCAUCUUUGCAAUAAUUGAACCUUAACACUUGGAGACUGGGAAAUUGCACUGGCAACUGAUGCUGAUUGAAGCAACCUGGGAUGAACCCAUCUGAAUUAAAGGAUGCACUGGGCCUGCCUCCCUAUUGGCACUAUUUCUGUCUUCAUUAAAUUGUCUCGUCCUUUUGGAUCUCAGAUAUACUUUAGAGUAGACCACCCCCCUUCUGGUGGCAGAGAGCUCAGCAGGUGAACACUCGGUGUGUUUUAAGUUUGAGGGAUGCGAAAUCCCCUGUGUGUAAAUCAGCUUUUUGGAAAUGUGAAGGUGGUCUUUUUCGCCACGAUAAAUAAUGUAUCGAGCCACACACACACACACACAUAUAUAUAUUCACUAACAAUUUGCCUAAUGGUGUACACCUCUGCAGCUAUAAGAUAUGCUUUCAGGACCAAUUGUUCAUUACCUAUGCACAUCUUGUAACCAUGUAUAUUGUUGAAGCGUAAUCAAUAUUUGGGCCCUUAUCCAGCGAGAGAUUAGGAUGCACAGAUCUAUAUGCGUGUAUCCCUACUCGGAUGAGUUUCGGGCCCAAAACGGUGUCCAUCGUUUCCAAAUCCAAUCCAAUCCGGAAAAACAGGUUGAAUACUUCCGGGGAGAAGGUAUUUGAUUUCGGCCGCCUUGCUUUCCCUCCUUCCCAGUCGAACAACUUACUGGUCCUGUUUAAAGUAUUCAGCUGGUCUACGUGUUGUGCCUAAAGGUUUGGAUCAGCACUGUAGUAUUGGCAGCUUUUUCACACUCUCCAGUGCUGUUCAACAGAAAGCCACAUGCCUGCAUCAGAUCAUCAGCUCUGACACCAGUUGUUAAGAGGGAGGGGGGUACCAAGACUGAGGGCAGAGGUCUCGUACCCAUGUUCCCCAUCACCACCAACGAUUGGCUCUAAUGGAGCUGACAGCAGGGGUUUGGUGACAGGAGAUAUUUCCGGUUCCUGGAUAUAUGGUGUUCAUGCUCUCUCCCACUUAACUUCUCUGCAACGGCACUCUCUUCUGUUUGCGGGAGUUACCUUGCUUUUUUAUGGAUUGGAGCAAUUCUAGUUACCUCAUUGCUUAUGAGCCCUGCUGCCCUUUUAACUCAUCAGUUGCAGCAGUUCCUUGAAAGUUUUCUGUGUUAACAUUUCUCCAGCUGUGCCAUAAUAUUAUUAAUUGUGAUAAAUAGCUUUUGAACAAUGGUUCAAGCCCAACACCGUUGAAUAAGAAUACUGGAAGCUGAUCCUACAACACACUGAUAAAGUUGCUUUUUAGGCUGGGUCCUUAUCGAAAUGGUUAUUAUCCCAGUUACCAGGUAGGUAACCGUGUUGGUCUGCCGUAGUCGAAACAAAAUUUAAAAAUUCCUUCCCGUAGCACCUUAGAGACCAACUAAGUUUGUCUUUGGUGUAAGCUUUCGUGUGCAUGCACACUUCUUCAGAAGAAGUAUCUGGU
Messenger RNA from Zootoca vivipara (common lizard), 3389 nucleotides. RefSeq names its product solute carrier family 35 member F2 (gene SLC35F2). Gene Ontology annotation, biological process: transmembrane transport. Gene Ontology annotation, cellular component: membrane. Lineage: Eukaryota; Metazoa; Chordata; Lepidosauria; Squamata; Lacertidae. The record is from RefSeq and is a predicted model, not a curated record. Gene Ontology annotation, molecular function: transmembrane transporter activity.